Maniola jurtina (meadow brown) is the source of this 1538-nucleotide messenger RNA. RefSeq lists its product as uncharacterized. Bases 153 to 1502 code for a protein of 449 amino acids. Lineage: Eukaryota; Metazoa; Arthropoda; Insecta; Lepidoptera; Nymphalidae. The record is from RefSeq and is a predicted model, not a curated record. The transcript is spliced from 9 exons. Gene Ontology annotation, cellular component: neuron projection membrane. Gene Ontology annotation, biological process: synapse organization.
UGAACGCACGUCUGUUCAACGGUCUUUCGCGUUAAAAGUUCGAUAUAUUUGCGUGAGAAUAUUGUGUUCAAUAUUAUUAUUCUUGGUGACUGUGACUGUGAAUUUCAUCGAUUUGUUUUUUAUGUAGUGGUGUCAUCGAGGAUGUAAGAGCGAUGUGCGCGCCGGCUGCCGCGGCGCUUUUACUAGCUGCGCUCGCCGCACUUCCGUGCAAAGGAACGGACGCUGACACCUCGACAAUUCCGAGCGAAACCAAUGAAACAACCCAGCCAACGAUAAAUAAGGUCUAUCAAAUGCUGUACGCUACUACCGCCUCACAUAAUGAAACCAACCCCAACUUUAAUUACUCCCUCAAUGUUCUACAUAGUUUCGAACCUAAGCAUUUCUCUACAACGGAGAAGAUAGAUAAAUCAAAAGUAAUGUGUUGUGAGAACCGCACAGACGUAAUGUACAAAAGUUUAGAUAACGGUGCUAUUGUGGCAAAUAUGUUAGAUAAGGACAUAAUAAAUAGAAAGAGACGGGUUGUGAAUGUGUUGCGGGAUGUAAACGUGCUACGGGACGAGAACGUUACGAUGGAUGGUUUUAUGGAACCUGCUGUGACGUAUCCGAGCCUUCAACCGAUGGCUUUGGAGAGGAGACGCAAGCAAGGGGAAGCUGGGUCCAGUGCGCCAUUGCUCAACUACAUAUUUGAUACGUACUCAAACACACAUCAGCAUAGAAAUGAGAGAGUUGGUACCGGCAACAGCAUAUACGUGGCAGCGGGUCCGGAGAUCGAGGCGUUGGUGGGCUCCACAGCACUCCUGGACUGCAAGGUGGACGCGCUGCACGAUAAACUGGUUUCGUGGGUACGUCGGAAAAACGACGAGCAACCGAUGGAAUUGCUAACAACUGGAACACAGCAGUAUACGGCAGAUGACAGGUACUCAGCCCGCUUCAUACCGCCAGACAUCUGGAGGCUGCAGAUAAAAGAAGUGAGGCAGUCUGACGCAGCAUUUUACGACUGCCAACUGUCCGCUCAUCCUCCGAGGACUGCGCGGGUCACUUUGAGGGUACCUGAGGUAUCAGUCCGUAUAGUGGACGGUGCUGGUGCCGAAGUUUCCGAGCAAGUAUGUGAGCUUGGCAGCACUGUAGCCUUGCGGUGUGAAGUCAGGGGUCUUCGCAUGGAAGGCGGGCCUUCUCUGCUGUGGUACAGACGAGAAGCGCUGCUCAAUGAUGACACAACUAGAGGCGGAAUCAGUGUCAGAACAGAGUUUGGUCCAAACGGCGCUAACUCCGUGCUCCGCGUAGCACGUGUGAGAAAUGAUGACGCGGGCCGCUACACAUGCAACGUCGCCCGUGCCCCUGCGUCCGCACCGUCCACCGCUCACGUCAUUCUACAUGUUAUAAAAGGGGAAAGCCUGGCUGAGCUACACCAAGGCGCGUGGACAAGGACAGCUGCCCCGUUGCAUAUCGCCAUUACUUUCGGGACGUUGAUAGUUUUACACAUAAUGUACUAUGACAUAUAGAUAAUAAUAAUAAUAAAUUGUUCAUAUUUGAAUAUA